Messenger RNA from Aureobasidium musti, 876 nucleotides. The record is from the annotation of a GenBank genome assembly. NCBI's taxonomy places the organism in Eukaryota, Fungi, Ascomycota, Dothideomycetes, Dothideales, Saccotheciaceae.
UUAGCCGGUAGUCUUUCUCAACCUCGACAUACGCUGCAUGAUCUGAACCCACGACAAAACAUGGCAAACGAACCCGAUCGUGGCCUCUCUGGCUGGGGCAUCUUCUUCCUCGUAGCUUUUGUCUUCAUCGUCAUAGGCGGAUGCGCAUGGAUAAUAUCCAUGAGCUGUGUCUAUCACGAGCAACUUGUCCUAACUCGUCAUGCUACGAUAGAUNUCACACAAUACCGCGCCCGACGAUUGGGCCUACCCGCUCCUUCGCUCAACCCCUUCACACGUGGCCGACGACAACAAAACUCAUAUCAGGCUCCCUCAGCAGCAUCAGGAGGUGUCGUUGGCUGGAUCAAGGACAAGGUCGGCGCAUUGAAGGGCAGUGUCGGAGGAGGAAGAUCAUCUGGAGGAGCAUACGAGCCUAGUGGUGGUUACGGAAGAGGUGGUCACCGUGGCUUCGGCCCUCUGGAUCCUGACGAAGCUUGGGAUACGCGUGUUGGUAACGAGGCAGACUAUGGUGUCGGUCGCGACGGCUACUACGAAGAACAUGACUUGGGCUCGCCGGACAUGAACUCUGGACCUUACGGCGGACAUGGUUAUGGAGGUGGAAGCAUUGGUGUCGGAGGAAUUGAAGAAACAAGAGGACGUGCUGCCAGCCGUCAGCGUGAACUCGACUCACGAUACGACGAGGAGAUGCACGGCACCAAUCCAUUCGGCGACGACACGGCUGAACGCAGCAGCAUGAAGAACACUGGUGGACCUACUGUUGACACAACUGUCGGAGCCUCAAUUCACAAACCGCCGCACCACAAGAGUCAACAGAGUCUUGGUGCCCAUUCUGCCGAUUCUCCCUCAGAGCGUCGCAGCAUCUUCCGCGAAGACAUGUAA